Molecule: messenger RNA, 1677 nt
Organism: Erigeron canadensis
Lineage: Eukaryota; Viridiplantae; Streptophyta; Magnoliopsida; Asterales; Asteraceae
Product: 1-aminocyclopropane-1-carboxylate synthase
Exons: 4
Coding region: 77-1567 (496 amino acids)
Biological process (GO): amino acid metabolic process; biosynthetic process
Molecular function (GO): transaminase activity; pyridoxal phosphate binding
Source: RefSeq, a predicted model, not a curated record
UAAUUACUUAAUAUCUUGAGAAAUAUUCCCAUUAGAAGGAUUCUUACAAACACACAAAACAAAAUACACUAUAUAUAUGGCGUUGAGAGAAAACCAUGCCCUUUUGUCAAAAAUUGCAACAAGUGAUCAACAUGGGGAGAAUUCACCUUACUUUGAUGGGUGGAAAGCUUAUGAUCAAGAUCCUUUCCAUUUAACUGAAAAUCCCAAUGGCGUUAUUCAAAUGGGCCUAGCAGAAAAUCAGCUUUCGCACGAUCUAAUCGAGGAAUGGAUUGUGAAGAACCCUAAAUCCUCUAUAUGUACUAACGCUGGAGUUAACCAAUUUAAAGAUAUAGCAAACUUUCAAGAUUAUCAUGGAUUAUACGAGUUCCGAAAGGCAAUCGCAAACUUUAUGGGGAAAGCAAGAGGAAAUAGGGUUGCAUUUGAUCCGGAUCGCAUAGUGAUGGGUGGUGGAGCAACCGGAGCUAGUGAAUCUUUGAUGUUUUGCUUGGCAGAUCCCGGUGACGCAUUUCUUAUCCCGACUCCAUAUUAUCCAGCAUUUGACAGAGACCUACGAUGGAGAACUGGAUUGAAAUUAGUUCCAAUCAUAUGCAAUAGUACCAACGAUUUCAGGAUCACCCAAGUAGCACUAGAAUGUGCCUACGAAAGCGCAAUUAAAGCCAACAUAAAAAUCAAGGGCCUGAUCAUAGCGAAUCCAUCCAAUCCUCUUGGCACGACCAUGGAUAAAGAAACACUAAAAACCUUACUAAGAUUCAUCAAUGAAAAGAACAUCCAUCUUGUUUGUGAUGAAAUUUAUGCAGCCACUAUCUUCAACACACCAGACUUUAUCUCGAUUUCUGAAGUCUUGCAAGAAAUGGAGCAUGAUCCGACGAAUGGGAUAAACCGUAAGCUAGUUCACAUUCUAUAUAGCUUGUCAAAGGAUAUGGGGCUCCCAGGGUUCCGUGUUGGCAUUAUGUACUCGUAUAAUGACAAUGUUGUGAGUUGUGCACGAAAGAUGUCGAGUUUUGGGUUGAUUUCAUCACAAACUCAAUAUUUUCUCGCUUCAAUCCUCUCUGAUGAAGUGUUUGUUGAAAGUUUUGUGAGAGAAAAUUCAAGAAGGUUAUCUAAGCGUCACAAAGUUUUCACUCAAGGGCUUGAAAAAGAAGGGAUUAGUUGCUUAAAAAGUAACGCAGGGCUAUUUGUUUGGAUGGAUUUACGUAGGCUUUUAAAGGCUCCUACAUAUGAUGAAGAAAUGGUGCUAUGGAAAAUGAUCGUGAACGAUGUUAAACUCAAUGUAUCCCCGGGUUCUUCAUUCCAAUGUGCUGAACCCGGGUGGUUUAGGGUUUGCUUUGCAAAUAUGGACGAUGAAACGGUUGAGGUUGCACUUGAUAGGAUUCAUGAUUUUGUUAAGAAGGGGAAAGAGAACGAUAUCAUGACACCGCCGAAAAAGAGAAGCAAACCUAUGCAAAAGAAUCUUCGACUUAGUUUUUCAUCCCGGUUCUACGAUGAAACUACGUUAAUGUUAUCACCUCGUACUAUGUCUCCACAUUCUCCGUUCGCUCGAUCUCCAUUGGUUCAAGCAAGGACUUAACAUGCUACUACCUAGAUUGAUGAUGACUUAUAUGAAGGUGAAUAAAUAAGAGAAUUGGUUACAAAUUAUUAUGGAUUAGUAUUGCAACAAGUAUUUUUAACAAUGUGUUG